AUCGCAGCGGCGGGACGGGAUGAGUAGUUCUGAAAGGCACCUGGCGGAAGCCUCUGAAUGUUCUGUUUGCUGGGAGUUGUAGUCUUGCGAAGCUAGAGAAGGUUGAUUGAUGCGGGUGGAAUCAACAUAGGAACUGGCAAAACUCGGGAGUGCUUGGACCAGGAGGAAUGGAUAAAUUAAAGCGAGUUCUCAGUGGGCAGGACGCGGAGGACCCUGGACCUUUGGCAGAAAUAGCUGAUGCAACUUCCUUAAGCUGGAGUACCAGAUUGAAGGCCUUCAUAGCUUGUUUUAUAAUAGGAGUUGUGUGUUCUGUUAUGGGUUCAUUUCUGCUAUGGGUUCCCAAGAAAGGACCUAUCUUGUUUGGAGUAUUUUACACCCUGGGGAAUAUCUCCUCCCUUGGAAGUACCGUCUUUCUUAUGGGACCAAUGAAACAAUUAAAAAGAAUGUUUGAACCCACUCGUUUGAUAGCUACAAUUCUUAUGCUUUUAUGCCUCAUAUUAACUCUAUGUGCAGCUUUCUGGUGGCAUAAUAAGGGGCUUACUAUCCUCUUUUGCAUUUUACAAUUCUUUGCCUUGGCAUGGUACAGCAUUUCCUACAUACCAUUCGCAAGGGAUGCUGUGAAAAAAUGUUUUGCUGCAUGCCUCACAUAACAGGUUAAGGUGGCUAUCUUCUUACACUGAGGACUACAACACCUGCACAACCAAAUGAUUCUUGAAACAGCACACACCUGCCUAAGAACAAAGCAUUAACGUGUUAACACGUUAAUCAGAAGACAAAGAUACCAUAUAUUCUUUUGAAGAUAACACAUUUUAUGAAAAUUUCAAGAUAAAUUGUGUCUCGUCUUCACUUGCAAAUUAAUACUUAAUGUGUGCCACAAACAACUUUUCUUCAGAUGAUUUUAUUUUGGAAAUAAAAUGGAUAUUCUAGUAAUUGUGAAAGGGAUGGGUGACAUUUUAUUACUUUUUAUCAAGAGGUUUCUAUCAAAAAGUCCUUAGGACAGAUUACAUUUUGGAAAACAUUAGCUAAGCAUGUAGUGAAUUUUUCUCCAUAACAUUCUUUUAGUUACUUGCUAUCAAAAUACCAUUUCUAAAUGUCUCUUUUAGUUCUAAAAAUCUGAUUGCAAAUUGUAUUAGAGAAGUUCCUGGAAUUUGUUGUCUAAUAGGACAGCAAGUACAAUUCCUUUCUUUAAAGUACAUGAAUUAGUGUCUGAUAAGCAAGAUAAUCUGGGAGAAAAGUGGGAGUUAUAAAAAUAGAUAAAUUGAUUUCUCCAAACAUUUAUGUUUAUGGACUUUUGCACAUGUGGCCUUGAAAUGAAAUAAAAUCUAGACUUCUGCCUUUAUUGCUAACUUAUAUUCUGAAAAAUUUCAUCUCUUCUUGAUGCCAUUGCAGUGCCUCUCUCAUUUGUAUUUUCAUGUUGAACAGAUAUGACUUGUAUAACUCAAAAGUGUACCAUAUUCUAAUUGGGGAGACAAACAUCUCAGAUUUUGAGUGCCUUCUUUUCUCAUCCUAUCUCCCCCCCCCCCCAAUAUCUUAUGUUUGGUUGUAUGAUCACUCUGUAUAAUCAUAUUAUGUUUCAUGCUUUGAUUUCCCAAUAGGAUAGUAUCCUGGGAUUAUUUAAACUGCCAGAUGCUGGCAUAUUGACCAUUUUUGCUGCAUUCCUUUUUUUCUCCUUUUUGCAUUGGCGUAUUCCUUGGUUAUUUCCCAUAAGAAGUAAAAAUAGUAUGUGUACAUGUUAAGAAUUAUUUGAUAGUUUUUGCAGUUGGUUAUCUUGAUACUAUGCUAUACUUAUUUUUAAAAAAAUCCAAUAAUUUUGCCUUUGGUGGAAUUUAUGAACUGUAAUCAUUCAUUGCCCAAAGAAAAACAAUUUACUAUCUAUGUUCAUUAUACUUCCUGUUCUGCUCUCUUUUGUCUUUUGAAAGAGACUAAUACAGGAUAUCAGAACACAGAAAUUUCCAAGUGAGAAGUAGCCACAUUAAUUCUGUUUUUGUACACAAUGGAAUCAAUGUUUGUAUCAGUCUAACUAGUUUAGUAUAGCUCUAUAAUUGUGUUGUGCUGCUUACCAAGCAAGCAUAUUUGUAGAUUUGUAAGCUUGAUAUUUGUGAAAUAAUUCACUUUUAUUAUAACUUUUAUUAUGAAUGAAGCACAAAAUUUUAUACACUGAUUGUAAAUGAAUACAGGUCAGGCAAUUCUAAGUAAUGUAUUAAAAUUA
This is a messenger RNA of Pseudonaja textilis, 2209 nucleotides long. It is a transcript of the gene SFT2D2, whose product is annotated as SFT2 domain containing 2. The record is from RefSeq and is a predicted model, not a curated record. NCBI's taxonomy places the organism in Eukaryota, Metazoa, Chordata, Lepidosauria, Squamata, Elapidae. Gene Ontology annotation, biological process: vesicle-mediated transport. Gene Ontology annotation, cellular component: membrane.